Messenger RNA from Haliotis rubra (blacklip abalone), 1973 nucleotides. RefSeq names its product aldehyde dehydrogenase, mitochondrial-like. NCBI's taxonomy places the organism in Eukaryota, Metazoa, Mollusca, Gastropoda, Lepetellida, Haliotidae. The record is from RefSeq and is a predicted model, not a curated record. Gene Ontology annotation, molecular function: aldehyde dehydrogenase (NAD+) activity.
CUCAGUAUUGCGAUAUCCAAUGGAAUAGUAUACGCCAAAUGUGAAAAUCUGGGCUCUCGGCUCAGUGACCCCGAGCGCGGAGCGUCAGCCGUCACGUGACCUACCAUAUAUUUAAGGAUAUCCUCUUCGAGGAGCUUCAGUCGGAGCACACAUCAGCAUGGCUUUACCAACUCCACCAAUUCCCCCGAUCAAGGAACCGGAAGUGAAAUGCACACAGAUCUUUAUCAACAAUGAGUUUGUUAACUCCGUCAGCGGUAAAACGUUCCCGACUACGAAUCCGUCGACUGGGGCGAAGAUAGUGGAUGUGCAGGAGGGUGACAAGGCUGACGUGGACAAAGCUGUUGCCGCUGCAAGGAAAGCGUUGGAGUUUGGGUCAUCAUGGCAGAAGAUGGACGCAAGUGGGAGAGGGCGCCUCCUGCAGAAGCUGGCAGAUUUGCUUCAGAGAGACAUCGCUUACAUUGCCAGUCUUGACGUUCUGGACAACGGUAAACCUUACAAGGAAGCUUUCUUCGUGGACGCUGGGAGCUGCGUCAACAUCCUGCGCUACUACGCUGGGGCGGCCGACAAGAUAUGUGGGAAAACCAUACCUAUAGAUGGUGCCUACUUCUGCUACACCCGACAUGAGCCGGUGGGCGUAUGCGGGCAGAUUAUUCCGUGGAACUUCCCCGUACCCAUGUUGAUCUGGAAGUUGGCGCCUGCCCUGGCAUGUGGGAACACCGUCGUCAUGAAGCCGGCGGAACAGACGCCGCUGUCGGCGCUCUACAUAGCAUCUCUUGUUAAAGAGGCUGGCUUCCCCCCUGGUGUAGUCAACAUCGUGCCAGGAUAUGGCCCCACCGCCGGCGCUGCCAUCGCCUCCCACCCCGACAUCGACAAGGUGGCAUUCACGGGGUCGACAGAGAUCGGACGGGUGGUGAUGACACUAGCAGCUCAAUCCAAUCUGAAGCGCGUCUCACUUGAGCUGGGAGGCAAGAGUCCAAAUGUGGUGUUCGCUGACGCCGACUUGGACUACGCCGUGGAGAUGUCUCACAUGGCGUUGUUCUUUAACAUGGGCCAGUGUUGUGCAGCGGGGUCAAGGACGUACGUCCAGGAGGACAUCUAUGACGAGUUCGUCAAGCGGAGUGUUGCCAGAGCCCGGGCCAGGAAAGUGGGAAACCCGCUCGACGACUCCACCGAAUCCGGACCUCAGAUUGAUGAGACUCAGUUUAACAAGAUCCUGUCCAUGGUCGAGAGUGGGGUGAAGGAAGGCGCCAAGCUGCAGUGUGGCGGGAAACGUCACGGGGACAAGGGGUUCUUCAUCCAACCAACUGUCUUCUCUGACGUCACAGAGGACAUGCUCAUUGGCAGAGAGGAGAUAUUCGGACCGGUGCAGUGUAUCUUCAAGUUCAAGACGAUGGAGGAAGCCAUUGAAAAAGCCAACAAGUCACAGUAUGGUCUCGCUGCCUCCAUUUUCUCCAAGGACCUCGACAAGGUCAUGACCUUUACUGGCAGGGUCAAGGCCGGCACCGUCUGGGUGAAUUGUUACAACUGGCUGACCGCACAGACACCGUUUGGGGGCUUCAAGCAGUCCGGAUUCGGCCGAGAACUGGGUGAAUACGCUCUCCACGAAUACACGGAAGUGAAAACGGUUACAAUGCAGACGACGUCGAAGAUAUGAGCUGUUGAUGAUGUCCGAUGCUCCACGACUAGUCUGUCAACACCUAUUUUAAUACCUCGACACAUCUACACGUUCAGGGCAUACGGUGUACAGAGGCCAUAGUAAUGAGGAACAAACGCUGGACUCUCGUUAUACUAUUUUUAACCUCCGAGAGAACUUCACAUUUGUGUACUUUUGAUUAAUUAGCGCUACAUAUUAUAUCUACAUUCAUUACUCAGUAGUUACGUUUCCAGCCUGCUCAACACAUGGGUGCAAUGUGUGAAGCCCAUUUCUGGUGUCCCCUGCCGUGAUAUUGCUGGAAUAUUGCUAAAAGCGGCGU